AUGGCCCGCGAGCGCGAUGGCCUCCUAUUCGAGAAACACUACGAUGAGGACGCCGCCAUCGUGCCCUCCGACUCGGGAUCCGAUACGGAGGUAGAAUUCGACGGCGCCAGCCAUGUCAAGGAGAGCGACAGAGAUAUCCUCAACGAGACCGAAGAACAUGAGAAACUGCUGCACAAGCCCUCGAGGUUGGAGACUACGCGAGCGGCGUUUGGGUUCCGGAAAGAAAAGAAAAGUGGAGGGAGCAAUGCCGCGAAAGCUCGAAGACACAGGCGCAGGAAGUCGAGGAGGAGUGGGUCGGAGUCUGAUGACAAAAUGUUCGAGAUGGAGAGCGGCUUCAAGGACUCCAGCUCCCAGUCCUCCACCGACACCGAGUUCGAGGACACGAAAUGGGACAGGGACGCUCCCAGGAAAUCCCACCGUGGACGCCUGAGCAUCAUCUACCUGGCCAUUGUUGCUCUUUUCGUCGCCCUGCUCUUUGGUGCCUACAAGGUUUCCACGAAGAAACACUCUCUGACGCCGACGGUUCACCGACUGACUAGAUACAACAACGGGACACACAAUUUCCGACCGACGACGAUACUCAUCUCCCUCGACGGCUUCCGCGCUGACUUUCUCAACCGCGACAUUACGCCCGCACUGAAUGCCUUCAUCGCGAGCGGCGUGUCUCCGAAAUACAUGCUUCCUUCGUUCCCCUCCGUCACCUUUCCGAACCAUUUCACGCUGGUGACCGGUCUGUACCCGGAAAGUCACGGUGUUGUCGGUAACCAAUUCUGGGAUCCCGCGUUGGAGGAAGAGUUCUGGUACACAAACGUUGAAGUCUCGAUGCAGCCCAAGUGGUGGAACGGAGAACCACUGUGGGUGACGGCCGAGCACCAGGGCGUGCGCACGGCGAUCCACAUGUGGCCCGGUUCUGAAGCGCAUAUACCGGACGUGGAGCCGACGUAUUUGGACAAGUACAACGAGAGUGAAGCUCUGUCUCGUAAAGUCGACCGGCUUCUACGGUGGCUUGAUCUGCCUGGUGAUGAUGACGGAGAUGCCGCUGGGCAAGCGGACUUACGACCGCAGUUCAUUGCAGCGUAUGUUCCCAACGUGGACGCAGAUGGCCAUCUCUACGGUCCGAACAGCACAGAGAUCAGAGCCACCAUUGCUGAUGUCGACAGCAUGUUGACUUUGUUGGUGGAAGGCCUUCUAGCACGCAACCUGACCGAAAUUGUCAAUCUCGUAAUCGUCUCCGACCAUGGAAUGGCCACGACCUCCACGAACCGACUGAUCCAGCUCGACGAUCUCAUGGACAUGUCCUUGAUCGAUCACAUCGACGGCUGGCCUCUUCGAGGCCUGCGUCUGAAGAAUCCAGCACGCGAUGUCCCUAUUCUCUACGAACAGCUCUCCCAAGAAGCCGCCAAAUCCGGCGGUUUCGACGUCUACACCCUCGAAACCAUGCCGGAGCGUUAUCAUUUCACCCAGAACGACCGCAUCGCUCCUUUGUGGAUCGUCCCCAAAACCGGCUGGGCGGUCGUGGAGAAAUCCGACUUCGACGUCGCCGAAGCGCUCAGCACGGGCGAAGAAUAUGCGCCGAAAGGGUUGCACGGCUACGACCACGAGCAUCCGCUCAUGAGGGCUAUCUUUGUGGCUAGAGGUCCGGCGUUCCCACACGCACCCAACAGUCGCGUGCCCGUGUUUCAGAAUAUCGAGGUGUACAAUAUCGUGUGUGAUUCGUUGGGUAUCGUCCCUCAACCGAACAACGGAACACUGAGGCUUCCAUUGCAAACCGAGGGAUUGCAUUCUGAGGAUGAUAAGCCGGGGUCAGAAGUGGUCGCGGAUCCCGUCGACGAGGAUAAAAACCAAGACGGGGAGCCUUCGGAGAUAAUCGCCCAUCCUGUCGACGAGGAGGAACAUCAAGAGGAGGAAGAGGCUCCCGAUGUCGAACCAGGUUCUCCGAUCGAUGCUCCACCCGACUCUGAAAAGGAAGACGAGACGACCCCCGACGAAGGCCCGGGAGCGAAGAAGGGAAGCUGGUGGAACUUCCUGCAUGAGGAGCUCGAAAAGGCGAAACAAUGGGCCAAGGAGUUUGUGGAGUCGAUCAAGGGCAACAGGAAAGGGGAGGGCGAUCCGCCUGUGUGA
Fonsecaea erecta is the source of this 2121-nucleotide messenger RNA. RefSeq lists its product as hypothetical. Gene Ontology annotation, molecular function: nucleoside triphosphate diphosphatase activity; ribonucleoside triphosphate phosphatase activity. NCBI's taxonomy places the organism in Eukaryota, Fungi, Ascomycota, Eurotiomycetes, Chaetothyriales, Herpotrichiellaceae. Bases 1 to 2121 code for a protein of 706 amino acids. The transcript has a single exon. The record is from RefSeq and is a predicted model, not a curated record. Gene Ontology annotation, biological process: nucleoside triphosphate metabolic process.